Drosophila albomicans is the source of this 1271-nucleotide messenger RNA. RefSeq names its product glyoxylate reductase/hydroxypyruvate reductase. Lineage: Eukaryota; Metazoa; Arthropoda; Insecta; Diptera; Drosophilidae. The transcript has 4 exons. The coding region runs from base 64 to 1113 and encodes 349 amino acids. Gene Ontology annotation, cellular component: cytosol. The record is from RefSeq and is a predicted model, not a curated record. Gene Ontology annotation, molecular function: hydroxypyruvate reductase [NAD(P)H] activity; glyoxylate reductase (NADPH) activity; hydroxypyruvate reductase (NADH) activity.
AAAGAGAGCGACCGUGAGAGGGAAAGCCACAAAAAAAGCUCAAGCAUUGUGCUUUAAUAGAAAAUGCUCAACAUUGUGUUAGUCAAGUGGCGUCUCUCGCACACACAACAGUUACACUUGCAGUGGAAAUUCACGAUGAGCGUUUCAAGGGCAUUCAAAGUGCUCGUCUCGCAUCCGACGGUCCCGACACCGGCGUUGGAAUUGUUGCGUUCUCGCGGUGCCGAAACGAUUAUUUGUCAGAGUGUGCCGCCAUCGAGGGAGGAGAUCCUGGAGAAGGUUCCCGGUGUGGAUGCCAUUUACUGGGCACAUUAUCAGCCACUGAAUGCGGGUAUUUUGGAUGCAGCUGGCAGCCAACUGCGAGCAGUCAGCACCAUGUCAUCGGGCAUUGAUUUCGUGGAUGUUCCCGAGUUUCAGCGGAGAAAGAUUCCAUUGGGACAUACGCCGGGUGUGGUGAAGAAUUCGGUGGCAGAUCUGGCAAUUGGUUUAAUGCUUGCGGCAGGUCGCAAUUUUCAUGCCGGUCGACGCGACAUUGAGAAUUCGCAGUGGUUAACGGAGCGCAUUGAUUGGCGAAUGGGACACGAGAUACGUGACUCGACUGUGGGCUUCUUCGGCUUUGGCGGCAUUAGUCAGGCGAUUGCCAAGCGUCUCCAGAGCUGGGAUGUGGCCAAGAUCAUCUACACGACCCGCACACGCAAGGAGAACGAUGUGGACUUCAAGGCGGAGCAUGUGCCCUUUGAGCGGCUGCUGCAGGAGAGCGACUUUUUGGUUGUGGCAGCGCCUCUCACCGAUCAGACGCGUGGCAAGUUCAAUGCCGAGGCCUUUAAGCUGAUGAAACCAAGUGCAAUCUUCGUGAAUGUGGCCAGAGGCGGUCUUGUACAGCAAAAUGAUUUGCAUGAAGCCUUGACUACUGGUCAAAUAUUUGCCGCUGGUUUGGACGUCACCACGCCGGAACCUUUGCCAGCUGACGAUCCACUGCUAAAGCUGCCCAAUUGUGUUAUUUUGCCGCAUUUGGGCACGCAGACGUGGAAAACAACCAUUGAGAUGAGCCUCUUGGCAGCCAACAAUAUCAUCAACGCCAUGGAGGGAAAGCCCAUGAUUAGACCAGCUUAUUGAAUUGAAGUAUAAGCUUGAUUUACUUUUGUAUUUCUCCUGAUAAAAGCACAAUUCCCCUAGACAAUAACGUUCGAUGUUUUUAUGGUAAAUAAUGUAAAAUUGUUGACAGAUUUUAAUUCAAAAUGUAUAGGUAUAAAUAUACAAAAUUGGAUUGGAUG